Cyclocybe aegerita is the source of this 2766-nucleotide messenger RNA. The record is from the annotation of a GenBank genome assembly. Lineage: Eukaryota; Fungi; Basidiomycota; Agaricomycetes; Agaricales; Hemipholiotaceae.
AUGUGGUUCGGGUUUCUCGCCUCCAGUCUCAUCCUCAGUCAGGUCGCCGCACAAUAUGCCUCGACGUUUCCGUCUUUCAUCCCUCUAGUCCAACGAUCGCCACAUUUCGGUUCAUGGAUCGCCGCGAAUGAGAGCUUGGGGACACCUGCGAAUCAAUGGCCUAUAACCUGGACUAAUAGGAUACUAGGAUGGCAAGGCUUUGUGCGUGUCGAUGGGUCGAGUUGGCAAUGGCAAGGUCGCCAAGGGGGUGAAUUGGCGAGGACACUUGGGGCAUAUAUCACACCGACACGGACGAUUUUCACGAUCGAGGCUGGGCCAGUACAGUUCAAUGUGACGUAUCUCAGUCCCAUAGAGCCUUCAGAUUGGGUACUCCAAUCUUUUCCUUUCGCGUACGUUUUCAUCGAUGCCUGGUCAACGGAUGGAAACGCACAUGAUGUGCAGUUUUAUUCCGAUGUUACUGGAGAAUUUAUCUCGGGCGAAUUGGCAAACACAGUACAGUGGAAUACCAUGCAAACACAAACCUCUCUCUACCAUCAGAUGAAACGAACUACAGCCACACCCAUGACGGAAAAUAACAAUCUAUCAGAGGACGGGAUGUUACAUUUCGCGGCUGAGCUUGCGUCUCCCGGCUUGACGUAUCAAACUGGUCCCGCGGGCGAGAUGCGCAGUCAAUUUAUCUCCAACGGAAGACUUGCCAACACACAAGACUCUGAUUUUCGUGCAAUCCGGAGUAACUGGCCCGUUCUUGCCAUCGCGAUGGAUUUAGGAUCAAUCACACAGACCUCAACGCCGGUCGUAUGGGCAAUAGGGCUUCUCCGCGAUCCUGUGAUCCGAUAUGUCAGAGAUGCAGGUAUCGAGAGCCGAACCUCGUAUUUCUGGACCAAGUAUCAGAGUAUCGGGGACGCAGUAAGCACACUCUCCAGUCUUUCUGUCCUCCGAGAAGCUGAACUCGCGCAGCUUGACGCCUUCAUAGCAGACUUCCCCUCAGCCCGAAACCGCGCCGAAGCCUUCGACAUGAAAAUUAUGUCCGCGGCAUCCGCCGUCUCCCAGCAGUACGCCGACCUUGUCGCGCUCAACCUCCGGCAAACGAUGGCUGCGCUAGAGAUCACGACGGCGAAACGUCCCAGCGGGGAAUGGAACGCGUCGGACGUGAAGAUCUUUAUGAGGGAUACGGGGAACAGCAGGCGGGUCAACCCUGUAGAGAUGGUGUAUGCGGCGCUGCCGGCUUUGUUGUACCUUAAUGCGUCGUUGGCUGGGUUGGUGCUUGACCCGAUGCUUGAGUACCAGGCCUCGCCGCAGCACCUCAAUAAUUAUGCUGCACCGGACUUGGGAUCGACGUACCCGGAUGCGACGGGCAACAGCACCAACCAAGUCCUGCUUGCAGUCGAGAACUGUGGUUCGAUGCUCGUCAUGGCACUCGCACACGCACAGAAAUCAGGCGAAGGUGGUCUGAUCAACCAGCACUACACCUUGCUGAGGGAGUGGGCCGAUUACCUGGUGUCAAAUACUUUACAGCCGACCGCAUACACGACAGCAGACGGCCUUGCGGGCGCAACGUCCAAUCUUGCACUGAAAGGCAUCGUGGGCAUAUAUGCGAUGUCAAAGAUUAACGAAGCACUUGAGCAGCAGGGCGCGUUGUCGAAUUACACAGAACACUACAGGGACACAGCGACGCGGUAUGCGCGAGAUUGGGAAAGUCUUGCGGUCUCGGGCGACCAUAUCGGAUCUUCCUAUGGAAACCCGUCGCCGUGGGGGCUUGUGUUUAAUCUCUUCGCUCCUAGACUCUUAAACACGACUUUGAUCAGCGAGUCGAUCUACGAUACUCAAGCUGCCUGGUAUGCGUCGCAGGCGGUCUCUGCUCCUGCAUUUGGGUUCCAAUACGACGGAAACGACCCCAAGAGAGUCAAGACGCACUGGACCCUCCUUACGGCUGCGAGUGUAGCAAAGAGCCCUGUCAAGGACACCCUCAUUUCUAUGGUGCACAACAGGAUUCUUAUUGCUCGCGCUGGCAGUCCCAACCCCACCACGUAUAAUUCAGAUACUGGCGCUACUAGCGUGAUCGGUGGUCGUGCCAGUCCUGCACAAGGAGCAAUCCUUGGUUUGUUGGCCUUGAACCUACCGGAUCAAACAAUAACUUUCCCGAAAGAAGAGGAGACGGUCGACGUUGACGUUGCCACUAUCGCAGGAGGGGUCGUCGGCGGAGUGUCUGGAGUGCUGCUUCUGGUGCUUGCGGUUUGGUUUUACAGGAGGAGACGGAGGCAAAUCAAGGAGGGCAAGUUCAAGAUGGCAGCGCCUUCUUCCGCAACCCCAGGCCUACCCACUGAAAGCAGCUUUGUCACUCCGUUUAUGACCACCAUUCCUGACGCGUCUGUGGCAACAUCUCCUUCGGAAGGGUAUGUUGGCAAGAGGGGCCCAUUGGGGUACACCAACCAGGACUCGAGUUCGACUGGUACGAACACACCCGGAUGGUCGUUGAAGGUAGCGGGAAAUAUAGCCGCUGGGUCUUCCUCCCAAGUAGCGCUCACGGCAAACCGUUCGGGCCCUUCGGUGGAUGGGGAGUCGAUUUACACAAGCCAAGUGGGAUCAUCUAUGUCGGGAGAUUUGAGCCUUAGACAGGAGGUUGAGCAGUUGCGGAGGGAGAUGGCGCUGUUAAGGAAUCAGCAGAUGGAGCCUGUGCAGGAUGAACCGCCACCCAUGUACGUUCCUGGUGUUCUCCAGGAACGUACAUCUACACUUGGACCUAGCAAUACUGCACCUCGGAAAUGA